Messenger RNA from Mercenaria mercenaria, 2647 nucleotides. Its product is annotated as mannose-P-dolichol utilization defect 1 protein homolog. The record is from RefSeq and is a predicted model, not a curated record. The annotation marks the transcript as partial. Gene Ontology annotation, biological process: oligosaccharide biosynthetic process. NCBI's taxonomy places the organism in Eukaryota, Metazoa, Mollusca, Bivalvia, Venerida, Veneridae. The transcript is spliced from 3 exons.
UUGUGGUUUAUUUCAGUGAAGUUACCUCAAAUAUUGAAGAUUAUCAAAGGAAAGAGUGGCGAGGGUAUAAGCUUCUUUGGUCAGCUGUUUGAGCUUAUAGGUAUCUCAGCUAAUGCAUCUUAUGGCUUCCAACAUGCAUUCCCAUUCAGUUCCUAUGGUGAAGGUAUAUUUCUUGGUCUACAGACCAGUGCUGUCUUGUUUCUUGUCCUGUUUUAUGCUGGCAACAUACUGGGAUCAUUCCUAUUUAUAGCUGUAUAUGGAGGCAUCAUGGCUUACCUGUUGUCACCAAUGGUUCCUAUGAAGCUCCUAGCUGCCAUACAGACAGUUAAUAUUGCUGUUGUUAUGGCAGGCAAGCUUCUACAAGCAUUGGCCAAUUACAGAAACAGCAGUACAGGUCAGCUGUCUGUUAUCACUGUAGGUCUUAUAUUCGGGGGUUCCAUUGCUCGAAUUUUCACCUCCUUACAAGAAACUGGGGACCAGCUGGUUGUGAUCACGUACAUUUGUGCAGCAUCUUGCAAUGCGGUGUUAGUCGGCCAGAUGAUAUACUACUGGAACAAGAAGAAACAGGAUUAAUGAUAAACAUUGUUAGUAGAAUCAUUUAAAUUUAUGUUCAUGAUAUGAAAUAGAGGCCAACAAAUUCUUAGUAACUUUAUAUUUAUUAACAUCAUGUGACUAUACACAGAUAGAGUGAGGAUUAUUAAAGGUAGGGAAGGGACAUGAUUGGAUGUCUUCCUUCUUUCCAACAUUUUCUAAGUAAGAACACUUUCAUUAGUUGCAUUGUUACUGUCUAUUACUCAGAUAUUAAUUAAUGUGAAAUUUAUAACAAAUGCAAAGUUAACAUCAAACAGAUGAUUUUAGUAUUUGAGAAAGCUACUGGCAUGCAAUAUUUUGUUACAAUUUUAUAAGUAAAUUCUGUAAAAAGAUCCUUUGGAAGCAAAGAAUACAACCAAGAAGAAUAACAGCAGACUCGGUUUGAUUGAGUCUGUUCAUGAAACCUAUUGUCAUAAAUUGAGUAUUAAUUAGGUUGCUACCAUUUACCAGUAGAUUCCUUUAUGUAGUAAGCUUACAGGUGGAAAUUAUACUGAAAAGUUACUGAAAGAUUACAUUUUCAAAAAUGUUUUUAAAAUUUUGAUUUUAUUCUAUAUAUCUGUUUGCUGUAGUCACAUAUUAAAUAUUAUUCUGUGGUACUCUUCAGUGCAGAAAUGCUAUUCAAUAUAAUGCCUGAAGUCUUUGUGAUUUCUCAAAAGAGAUGAAAAAUUGUUAAUUAUGCUACAACAAAGUAUGGAUUGAUAAUAUGCAUUAAUUGAAAUUUAAUGUGGAUUCCAACAUAUAGUCAAGAAUUAUUAAUAUGGGAGUAAUUCUAUUUCAAAUCUUCUCUUUUCUAACACGAAAUAUUCAUAUUCACUAUAUGUUUUAUAUACACAUUUAUUUUUGUAUAAACAAUAUUGGUGCAAUAUCAUGACAGGCACUUUCCAUGAGACUGCAUGCAUAACUUGACGUCAUUCAAAAAAAUCAAAAUCAAAAUGUUUUCUUUUGAAAAAAAAAUCAGACACCAGAACUUCAAAAUGAACACUGAAUUAUAGCAUCGACAGUUUUGAUCUCUAAUUGCAUUAUGAAUAUUUUAGAUAGAAACAAGAACUGUAUUGAAAGGCGAAUUACAGUUGGGCAUGUCGUUUUAAGUCUUUUAAGAUGUUGAAAAGAUCGAUAGCUUGUUAUUUAUUUUGAUUUUCUGAUACAGAAGGAAAACAACUUAAGUUUGCAGCAGGCAGCUGUAAAGAUGUAAACAUAAGGAUUGACUGUUACUUUUGUGUGCUUGGACAGGUAUAAACCACAUUGUAACUUCUUUUAAGUCAUACCAGAGUUGUUAGCCUAAUUGAUUUGCAAGAAGUCCCAUUGCGAUUUAUAUACAUUUAAAUGAAUAAAAGAUAAGUAAAUUGUUGAAGAGAUGUGCGGUUGAUCAGAUACAUUAAAAUCUUAGCAUUGCUAUUACUACUUAACAUUAGUCAAACUUCUUUCGCUCGAACUUGGAUACUUCAAACAUCACCCUUUGUUCGAAUCAUUGUCAUUUCCCACUGAAAUCCCUGUGUUUUAUAUUGUUUCUGCGGCUCAAACUACUGAUAACUCAAAAAAGGACAGUCCCAUACAGUUCGAGCGAACAAAGUUAGCUUGUACUUGUUUGAAGAUGAUCUCUUAUGUACAUGCUGAGCUAUUUGUACAGUGCAUCUAUUGACAGACAAAAGUCUGUGACUUGAAUAUUUUUACUGUAGAUCUGUAGAUUGCACUAAAUACCUAUAGUUUAGGUCCAGAGGCAUAAUUUGUAUUUAUUCAAACAGCGACACAUUUAGCUUAGUAAUUAUAUAUUCACCUUGAAAAAUACUGUGUGUGUUAUUGUAAAACAUUAUUGUACUAUGGGCACAAUGUGUUUAAAAUGUCCUCAGAUUUUCUAGUCCCUUAGAUAUAAUGGGUCUUUACUUAACUAGUAGCAUAGAAUUCUAAAUACUGUUUUGUCCACUUAUAAGUAAUUUUUAGUCACAUUUUUAUUUUUAACAAUGCAAACAAAAGGCAGUACAUUAGAAGAAUCACAGAUUUGUUGCUCAGUAUUUUAUUGUUAUGUUGAUUGAAAUUGAAUUAUAUUUAUUCAAUACAA